Molecule: messenger RNA, 6525 nt
Organism: Gasterosteus aculeatus aculeatus (three-spined stickleback)
Lineage: Eukaryota; Metazoa; Chordata; Actinopteri; Perciformes; Gasterosteidae
Gene: ttc22
Product: tetratricopeptide repeat domain 22
Molecular function (GO): protein binding
Source: RefSeq, a predicted model, not a curated record
UAACCAGUCUAGCAACCACAGGGUUGGUGUUCUCUAGAAACUCAUGCUCACGUCAUCUCCCUGUUACAACCCAGAGCUGGUGAUAUGACUGAACAAUCACAACGUAGAUGAUUUGAUGAUUGUCACUCACACCCCGUCGCUCUGCAUGACAACUAACUCAUGGAUCUCCUCACCUGCAUCAAUGAGUACUGCGGUUCCCAGUUUUUAUGCGUGUGGGAAUAGAUAAAAAGGAAUACCGUUAGCCAUUGAUUUUUUUUUAAUUCCUCUGCUGCGAAUCCCUGAAAAUAUUGCACGCUAAUGGAAAUCUAAUACACAUAAAGACAGAACAAAGAGAGAUUGAGAGUGGUGUAAUCUGCAGUCAGAGAAGGCCUCUGGAGAGCUGAGGAGUUGCUUUUCACUGCAAACGUUCACUCAGGCUGCCAGAGACGAGCUGACUAAGAAUGGAAAGUCAGUCAUAGUCAACAGUGAUUGGGUGGCUUAGAGAGGCAGAGGCCUUCCAGCUAUAUGCAUUAGUUACAUGUACAAGUGUGUCUCAAAGGAAAAGCGGAUGAAUGGGAUGUACAGCGUAAAAAGGUUGUUGGACAUCUGCUUUGAAUAACAAUCAUUUGAAAACAGGAAUGUGGAAUGUAGUGUUGUCACACUUUCUAAUAUAGCAGGAGAGCUGCUGUGCCUUGACAUUAGAGUGGGGGUUUGAAGAGAGGAAAUAAAUCCUAAUACAUACUUAGUCAUCAAAUCCAUCCAUUCUUAAUAAGGCUUUGGACCAGACAAAAUAGUGAAGGUGUAUGAAACGCAUUAAUAACAGAGGAGAGCUCAGUUUAAAGAGAAGGUACGCAGUCUGGAUUAAUAAGGCUUUACUGUGAUCCCAUGAUCCUUUUGUACUCCGUGUCACCUCUCGUGAGGGCCCCCAAAUACCCCACUAUGCUCCCGUCAAUGUAAAUGUGACUUCUCUUCAGAGAUGGGUUUCAGAGGACUUUGGUACAGCAAGGUUACCAUCUUUGCUCAUAUACAUACUGUUCCCAUUGUCAGAGACCUCUCCAUUCUCAUGCAUGUUAUUGACCAUCAAUUACACACUGUCCUUUGUGCCAGAAAUGAGACCGAAACAAUUAAGUAGGUUAGCAAGGGGUUAGUUUGAAUGCAAAGUGGACCUUUACCAGUAUGGGACCCCCUAAUCCCUUUGACAGGGGAAUACCUCUAAAGCCACCCAGAUAAAAAAGGUUUAACCUCUUUCCCAUAAUACCUUUGUUUUGUCACUUUGCUGCAGGGAUGUAAUCUCUAUCAACUGGAGAAUUUAUGUGUAAAAUGUUGUUUAAGUUGUGUCUUUGGCUCAGAGGAUGCACAGCUACACAAACAGGCAUCUGUGAUAAUGAUGUUACCACGCAAUCGGCCUGGUAUCCACGAUGGUCACCAUAGCAACAGUGAUUUCCAUCCACCCACAUGAUACAAAUAAGAGCCGGCUUGCAAGGAGGCAAAUCGGCAUUACUGACUACAAGUUAUAAAACUCACUCUGAGACAGCGGAUGUUACGAUGCUAACAUACGUAGCCGGUUCAGCGUGCUAUGAACCUGAGCGGCUUUUGUGUGUGGGUUGGCAUGUUCUCUUCAUAUUUUUCCAGUUUGAUCUAAGGAAACAGAAAAAACUGAAGCAAAAAAAGUAAAACAAAAAAAAGGAUUUUUUGUUUAUUUCUUAACUAUGUCUCUCUGUAUUGUCCCUCCCAUGGUCUCUUCUGUACUAAGGCUUCUUGGAGUUUCUUCUUGUCUUGUUAGAAAGCUUGCACUUUACAUGUAGGCCGGUAAAGUCCAUUGAUACAUUGCAUGUGAAAGGGGCUUUAAAACACUUCUCUCUCUGGUCUCUGGUCUGUUCCGCCGGUUCGCUAUGAUGCAAGUUGACCCUCUAGUGGAAGAGAUUGGAUGUGUAUGCCAAAGCAUUCGGAAACCAAAUCAAAUCUUAUCAUGUGUUCGUCUAAUUUUCCCAAUGUAGUUUGGUGUGACUAGCGGGAUAACAAGGAUUCAUAGUGUUUACUUUUGUUGAAUUGUUUGCAGAAUAUCUGCAUAUCUCUUUCAGGUGGCAACAUGUUCUAUCAACAGUCUAUUGUACAGCUGCAUUAGGUUAAACCCUACUGUCAUUACAGGCAAGUACUGAGACAAUAAAGUGCUUUUUAGCGUCUAAUCAGGAUUCUAAAACCGUUACAGCAGUUAUUUAUUGUAACUCAUUUGUAGAAUGAUAUGGAAGGGCACGUAUGUUAGUAACAUGAAGUUUCGAUGAGUUUCCUUCAGUGCUGCAGCAGUCACACCGAUCCUGACGGGUCACAUUCUUUGGUUGCGUACAGCUGAUGCUGGCUGGACAGAGAAGGCGAACUGAAACGUUCAAAACAUGGUUUAAAUAACUCAAUUCAUGAUGUGAUCCUCUCAGAAUAAAAUUCAAGGAGUGUCAGUUGGUACUGUUAAAGAGACAAAUAAAAUAGAACAAAGAGUGAAACUGUGUUACGAAAUCUCCUUUUAGGAAAAUAAGUGAGAUUGGUUUGUUAUUGGAUUCGACUCAAAAGGGGCAGUUGACGCGUGGGGGGGAAACAUAUGUCGUCCCCGUCUGGCAAACUGCUAGUUCCUCCCUCACUGAGAGCAAAACCCUCGACUAGAUCACCAUCUUUGCUGUUCUGGCUCCGAAAUGUUGGAAUGAGCUCUCUGAUGACAUCAGGACCGCAGAGAGCCUUCACACUAAAGACACACCUCUUCAGACUCUACCUUAACUAAAAACACUAACAAAUCGUAGCACUUAAGUUGGACUUGUUAUCUAUAGCAAGUUGAAAAUAGGCUUAUUUGUGAUGGAAUGUGAGUAUCCACAGUUAAAGCACAUUUCAACACACACCAGUGGUUCCACUUCCUAGUCACUCCCAAGCCCAACCUGUUUGACCUGUCUGAUCCGCAGGGUUACCAGUAGACUAGAUUGAACCGAGGACUGAAGAGGAAAGAGCUGUUUUCUUGUUCAGGAUCUUGGGUCCAAAUAGAAGGAGGAGAGCGGAAGGCCAUGGAGGCAGUCAGCACAGAGGACAUUGAGUCCCUUAUGGACGACAUGGACUACUUACCCGGACACUUUCACCUGGACCUCAACCUCAACUGUGAACCUGUCGGGCCUUUGAGGCUGAGACUCAGGGACACUUACCUAAAACAAGAGAGCCUGCAAGGCGAGCUUGAGGCUGAAGUGGGAUAUUUACAGUACGCUGUCCGAAAUCUGUUGGGUUUGCUGGCUUUUCACCUGGAACACUUGGACACGGCUGAGGAGAUUUUCAGAAGCAUUUGUAAAGAAGACCCCGGUAACCUUAAUGCCUGGGCCAACCUGGGCUACGUGUACGACAAGCUGGGGAGGGAGCUGGAUGCGGGGGAGUGUGUGGAGAAGGUGUCCCACCUCAUGGGGUUGGACGCUGGAGAGGCCUUCCAGGACGAGGCCAGGCUCCUGGCGGCACGCUGCCUGGCCGAGCAGGCGUACGUCCAUCCUCACGACGUGGAGCUGGACAGUGAGGACGACCUCAGAGAGAGACUGACUGCAGCAUUGGCACUUUACAACAGGGCCCUGCGCUACGGGGGUCAGCUGGUUCAAAAAGAGGAAAAACGAAGCUGGUAUUUUAAAAUGGCCACCAUCUAUUUAAGACUGGAUGACAUAAUAAAGACCGAAGCAGACUCUGAAUACUCCAGACUUUCUCACUAUAACAAAGGACUGCAGCUUCUCAAAGAAGCACUAGAAUUGGAGAAAACACCACUCAAAGCUCUCACUUGGUGUUACAUCGGUAUCAUGCUGGAGAGAAAGGAAGAGUUCUCCACCGUGCCCAUGUCCAUACAUGACUGUGGCUACUCGGCUACUGAUCCUUUAUCCUGCUAUGGAACUGCCAUAAAGCUGGCCAGUGAUGAUGCAUUCACCCUGAACCUUCUGGCAAAGGUCUUCUUUCUGUUGGGCAAACAUGAGAUGGCAAUGGGGAUCUGCAACAUGGCCCUAAACGUUCUACCAGACCCAGAGCUCAACUGGCAGGCUUACUGCACCCGUGCAAAGAUCAAUAUGAUGCUCUACAUCAGGGACUUGGAGAAGGUCAAACGUGGACAAGGUGGAGUCCCAGACCGACAAAAAUUAACUGAGGCCAGAAAAGACUUGGACAAGGUCCUGAGUGCACGUCAAUGUCUGCGGACUCACCUGGAAAUGGCAACGGUGUUCUACUAUAUGGGCGUAGACGCACUCCAGGAGAGUCUGUUGGUGGACGAGGGGGCAGUGAACAGCGCGUUGGUGAGUGUGUCCCGCGCCCUACAGUUCGAGCAGGGCGACAGCCUGCCGGACCUCCACGUGCUCAGAGGACGCUGCCUCCGGCUGAAGGGCGAGGAGCAGAACGCUGCAGACUGCUUCAAACGGGCAGUGGAGUUAGAGAGGCCGGGGGGCACGGACACAACGGCCCUGCGCUGCCUCCUGCAGGUGCUCUUGACUUUGUUCAUGCAGGGAGGCCCUGACCAAAGCCUCGUAAUGACCCAACUUGAGCUGUGGGUGCAAAAGGCGGAGGAGCGGUACCCCGAGGACGUCGUGAAGUUCGUGCUGAGGUGUCUCUACAGGACUCGCACGGCCGAGGUCACAGAGUUAUCCAGGGCUCUGAUCAGAACAGGCAGACUGGACAUAGUGAGGCGGCUGCUGGAAACAGUGGUGCCUAAACAAAGUAAAAAGAGACCAAAGGCAAGGUCUUUGACCUUUGCAUGAAGCAACAUUUGCAUAUGGGGCUUUAAUACACUCUCGGCCUUGUGACCUAUUUUUACAUUAUUUGAACAACAGCUUAGGUUACAAAGUGCACAUUCAAACCUACAGUUUGUAAAAAUGAGCUAAGUUAGUACAAUUUGUGAUAGUUUACAUGUAAAAAGAAAAAAUAAUAAUAAUAAAAACAAAAACAUCAGACAGAGGGGGAGAGAGAAUGGGAUUGGGGUCGAUGGGGCUUGCUGAGCUCAAGUGUUAAAGGGUCAUUCAAUUCACGUUCAUCUGAAGGCAAAUCCUUUCCAUUACAUAGAUGUUGUUUAUACACUCGUGUGUCGCGGGCACUCAAGGAGCAACCAGCACCUUGUGAGCGCUUUUUUGCAGGCUAUUAUUUAAAAGCAGGUAUUUAUCCCUUUAUUCCCUGUUUGGAAAUUUCCGAAGAAUAAUGUUGAAAAUUGCAUACAGGUCAGUGUUAAUUGCUUUGUAAUGUGUUAUGAAUCUUUGCCAAAAUGGUUUGGUCAUUGGACAUUCCCAAAAUACAUGCCAACGAUUUACUGCUCAAGCCCCACAACCUCUCCAACAUGUAGCAUCCCCGUCAGCAAAGUGUGCCUUCUGCUUUGGUGAAUUAAAGAAACAAAUAACACACGCAAAUUCCCGCCAUAUAUGAGAUAUAUAUUAAAAAAGUGGGAAAAUAUUUCCGCUGGAAUUUACAGAGCAGUUCUCAUUUGGUAUUGAGAGGUUACCAACUCUUUCCCAUUGUAUAAUCCUUAAAACUGUUUAAGGCCAUUCCUUCUUCUUCUUUUGGGAGUUUUAAUUUUAAAUUUAAAUUUAAUUCUGGGUUUUUUCACCAUGCCAAAUAAAUCUUGAAAUUAUUUAAUUAUAGAAUUGUUUUGGUGGAAUAUCUGUAGGAUUUGCUUCAAGUAAGAACAGACAUCAUACAUUCAUUUUUGUUAAGAGGGGGGUGUAAUUUAUCUCUGUAUAUUUAACUCAUGUACUGUAUAUUGCGCUAUCCGAUCGUUGUUAUUGCAGCUUUAGUGCCAGUAGUUUUGUUAAUUUUGAUGUGGAGUCAUUAUAUUGCUUUUUUGUGAAUAUUCUUUUUUUAUCUAAAAAUAAAUUAAUGAAUUUCUUGACAGAACUUUACACGGUCAAAUAACAAUGGUGUACUGUAUAUAAACUGUAUGUUUUAUCAUUAAGUCGGACGGUUGGAUCUGCAGAGUAACCACCAUUUAAAGCAAGCUUUUCAAUUUCUGUUAAGGGGGGUGUAUCUUAUCUCUGUUGUUGAUGUUGAGAUAUUUUUUAGGUGUAUUUCAGAGAGUUCUGGACCCAGUUAAGGUGACAUUCCUCUCUAAUGUUUUUAGGAAAGUUGAAAGUGAAGAUUAUGAAGAUCAAGUUUAUAUUCUGCAUACCUACCAAAUGUUUUUAGUCAGAAAAGUAGUUGGAGGAGGCACCAAUAAGUCAACAUAUCAUCGGCAUACAGGGCCAUAUUGUGGUCUGGUUUGUUUCUACAAAUGCCUGAGCUCCCCCGUCCUGUUCCACGCUCUACUGUUACGGUUUCUGAGAGAUAGCCAUUUAUUUUAUUCCACUGUGGUUUAGCAUAUAGUGUACGAAUAAUUGAUGUGCAUCCCAAAUCGUUCAAGGACUUUUUCCAAGAAGAGGCCAAGUCACUGAAUCAAAGGCCUUCUCAGCAUCCAGACCGAGUACGAAGGCUCAUUCAGUUCAUUCUGUCGGAUAUGGUUUGUGCAGCGAUCGCUUGAUGUCAUCGUGGGUUUGUCUUUGUGAAAUAAAGCCAGUCUGGUCGUUGUGCACAAGUUGA